Molecule: messenger RNA, 1023 nt
Organism: Phaeodactylum tricornutum CCAP 1055/1
Lineage: Eukaryota; Bacillariophyta; Bacillariophyceae; Surirellales; Neidiaceae
Exons: 1
Coding region: 1-1023 (340 amino acids)
Source: RefSeq, a predicted model, not a curated record
AUGAUGGCCACCGUGUACUCCAUACAGACAACAAAGGUCUGGACCACACGUCUUCUUAUUGCUGUGAUCGUCGCACAAUGGGUACUUUUUGCCAGGAUCGGAUCCAACAGUAAUUUGUCUUCGACCACACGGGACUCCAGCUCCUUUGCCGUCCACUGUCCCGGCGAAAGGUCCCCUUACGGACAAGUAUGGAGCGGCGCCGCCAUUGGACUAUUCUUCCAAAGGGAAGAUUGGACAGCCGUACCGUACGACGUUUACAUCAGUAAUAUCUUGACUCGGAUACCGCACGAUUGGGUCGUACAGAUUCUGGUGAAUGACAUCGAAUGGUUCGAGUCCCUAGUGCUGGAAUAUCAUCGGGGCGUCAAGAGAAUGAUUAGAGAGCAUCCUCGAGUAGAACUCAAAAGCCUUCCACCACGUUUGCAUUACGUGGAAGCCGCCGCCGUUUGGAAUGAUCCUUGGGUGUGGCAGCAGGCGGCAGCCGAUCGCGUUCUCACCUUCCAGGGACAUGGUGUAUUAUGUUCUAAUGCGCAACACUACGUCCACGACUUUGACCAUCUAGAUUACGUUGCCAUACCGUGGAACAAAUUGGAUGGUCGUGGGGGUUCGGCAACUAGCUUUUCUAUACAGAAUCGACGGGCAAUACUACAAGCUAUGGAGUACAACUGGCAGCAAAACAACCUAAACAUGGCGACUGAACAAGCCAUGGUGGCCACCCUAUUGGAAAUGAAUCGACAAAUUGGCACUAACUUUAGCGUCGCUUCUCCAGAAGAGACAAACUGGUUUGGGGGAAUCACUCAAUACAAAACUGUGAAUAAUUCACAAGCCAUUGACGAUGAUUCGGACCAUUGUCCCCUGGCGGUAUUGAUCAACGUACAGCAAGUUGAUCCUCAAGCUUUCAAAUGUGCAGAACUCAAAUUCUUGCUGCCAGCUAUUGGCCCAGAGUGCUUAGGUCGCAACGUCAACAAAACGCUCUGUGCCGAAUCUUUGCAUCUGGAUCUUCCUACGUGUAUGGGUGAGCAAUAG